Messenger RNA from Cyphellophora attinorum, 1995 nucleotides. RefSeq lists its product as uncharacterized. The record is from RefSeq and is a predicted model, not a curated record. NCBI's taxonomy places the organism in Eukaryota, Fungi, Ascomycota, Eurotiomycetes, Chaetothyriales, Cyphellophoraceae. The transcript has a single exon. Bases 1 to 1995 code for a protein of 664 amino acids.
AUGAAGGACACAUUGCGGAGGAAAGGCAGCAAGCUACACAAAUCCGUUGAUCUUGACAUCACUAACACUGAUACACUGCAACCUCCAAACAAUGGAACAAACGACAAUGCACCCCGGCACUCGCGCUCUAUAUCUACCGCCAGUGUCAUGCCGGGCGGUACCGGUGAGAAGAACCCCUGGGACGAUGAGGUCUCAGCGUCCUCGCCAAUUCGGCCCACCAAGCCGGAUGACUACGAUGACCGUGGUCGUGCACAGAACUUGGACCUUCCAGGAACUCAACGGAAUGAAAGAAGUGUCAGCGAGAAGCCAACUCGACGACGCAAGAAGACUUUGAAUCAAGUUACGCCACACAGGUUCGAGCUUGUUGACGCUAAGCGCGACAGCUUGCUAGCCAAACCUCCAUCAAUACCUAUAGCAUUGAGACCGUCCACGCCUACAGAUAGUCUCACUGUGUCGAAGACUCGAAGUACAGGCGAAUCCAAUCAUCGGUCUGAACGACAGAAACUCGUCUUCAGCCAGCAUCAAACACUGGCCGAAUCAGAGCCCAUACUACCGGCCCCUCCGAAGACCUCGAAGAAAGCCAAAACACCCAGACCGCAAAAGCGAUCUUUCAGUAGGAUUAUAGUCUCGGCUAACAUCACACCUGUUGGACCUCGACCACCGUCGCCGCCCCAGAUUUCUCUGCCAGCCUCACCGAAGCGGUCGAAGCGGACCAGCAGCUAUGAUUUUAUCGGAGACUUCGGUCUAGGCCGAGAUCGCGACAGGAACAACCCAUUUACUGCUUCACCCGUGGCUAAUGCACGGCCAGACAGAGUCUCGUUACCGUCACGGCCGUUGACCACGACUCGCCAGCCUUACCUCUACCGCCCACCAAGUGAUCCCUUGCCAACAGGGUCACUCUUCAACAAAGUGGUUGUCAUUACUCAUGGCGCCUCUGCUCUAUCUGCCGCCCUCUUGACCACUCUCCACCGUGCACACGCGCGCAUCAUCUUCUCUACACCGCCUGAUCUGGCACCACAAGCCCGUCUACUGAUCCGCUCCCUCGGUCCACCUGACACUAUUCACUUCAACUCCUGCGACCUCGCAUCCUACUCCGAUAUUCACGCCCUAUUCGCUUUAGCUCUAACUAUGUACGGACGCGUUGAUCACGCAGUGUUCGCGCCAGGAGACGAUGGUGGCCAUGCAAGGACUGUCGGCGUUGGCGAGAAGUUGUGGGGCUUGGACACCGGCAUGAGUGAUAGGAGAAACAUGACCGAUAAGGCCGAGCUUGAAUCUAUCGAGUCGUUUGAGCCGAGGGACUAUUCGGCAAGCUCAAGCAGAAACAUUUGCGACGUCAUCGGCGUCGGAAUACGCUUUGCGCGAAUCGCCGUUGGGUAUUUACGGAACUCGCCUGGACGACGACAGACGCAUCACUCCAAUGGCGACUCAUUGUCACCGGUCUCAGCGCCCGUCUCGAAGGACUCGAGCUGGAGCGAGGAUCGCAGCCUGACCUUCAUUUCUUCAACAGCGGCGUUCAUGCCGGUGCCUUACUUGCCGGUGUACAGCACUGCACAGCACGCUCUUCUUGGCCUAGUUCGGAGUCUGGCCACAAGCAUGGACUACGGUCGCGACGGCGUCCGCGUCAACAUGGUCGCAACCAACAUGCUCCUCCCUUCCGCAGUCGAGACGAAUGGUGGCGGACGAACAAGCGUGCAGCUGCCUACCGAGAACGGCGAGGAUGUCGGCCAUAUCAUUGCCGGCCUGAUAGGCAAUGCCUCCGCUGACAGUGAGUACCGUACAGGGGAACAGGAGGAAGCAAUACUGCAUGGCAGGAUACUCUACGCAAUGGGACGAGAAGCGGUGGACAUUCAAGAUGGACUGAACAUCAACGAGCGUAGCUGGCUAGGAGACACCGGAAAGGAUGCAUACGACCGUGCGAGCGGUAACGCGAACGGGAAUGAGGCAAAAGGGCGAUGGAUGUUGAUGGACGCGUUGGACUCGCCGACACUGUUCUGA